Messenger RNA from Acinonyx jubatus (cheetah), 4930 nucleotides. RefSeq names its product tumor protein p73 (gene TP73). NCBI's taxonomy places the organism in Eukaryota, Metazoa, Chordata, Mammalia, Carnivora, Felidae. The record is from RefSeq and is a predicted model, not a curated record. The transcript has 14 exons. Gene Ontology annotation, molecular function: protein binding; DNA-binding transcription factor activity, RNA polymerase II-specific; RNA polymerase II cis-regulatory region sequence-specific DNA binding. Gene Ontology annotation, cellular component: nucleus. The coding region runs from base 160 to 2058 and encodes 632 amino acids. Gene Ontology annotation, biological process: protein tetramerization; apoptotic process; regulation of transcription by RNA polymerase II.
GCCGCCCCUGCCCGCGGCGCCUCCCCUCCGCGCGCGCAUAUAACCCGCCUGGGCCGCCCGUGCCCGCCGUGCACCCACUGCCGGGCCGGCUCCGGCGUCGAUGCCCCCGGGCUCCGACUGCACCAGAGCCAGCUGCCCUCCGGGCCGGGUGCGGGGAAGAUGUCCCAGCCCACCGCCGCCGCCGAUGAGGGGGCCACGUUCGAGCACCUGUGGAGAUCCCUGGAACCAGACAGCACCUACUUUGACCUUCCCCAGCCAAGCCAGGGAAAUAACGCGGUGGUGAGCGGCUCAGGGGCCAGCAUGGAUGUCUUGCACUUGCAGGGCAUGACCACGCCCGUCAUGCCCCAGUUCAAUCUGCUGAACAGCACCAUGGACCAGAUGAGCAGCCGAGCGGCCUCGGCCAGCCCCUACACCCCGGAGCACGCCGCCAGCGUGCCCACCCACUCGCCCUACGCGCAGCCCAGCUCCACCUUCGACACCAUGUCGCCCGCACCGGCCAUCCCCUCCAACGCCGACUACCCCGGCCCCCACCACUUCGAUGUUACCUUCCAGCAGUCGAGCACGGCCAAGUCGGCCACCUGGACGUACUCCCCGCUGCUGAAGAAGCUUUACUGCCAAAUCGCCAAGACGUGCCCCAUCCAGAUCAAGGUGUCCACCCCGCCGCCCCCGGGCACCGUCAUCCGGGCCAUGCCCGUCUACAAGAAGGCAGAGCACGUGACUGAGGUGGUGAAGCGCUGCCCCAACCAUGAGCUCGGGCGAGACUUCAAUGAAGGACAGUCUGCUCCGGCCAGCCACCUCAUCCGCGUGGAGGGCAACAAUCUCUCACAGUACGUGGACGACCCUGUCACAGGCAGGCAGAGUGUCAUGGUUCCCUACGAGCCCCCGCAGGUGGGGACAGAAUUUACCACCAUCCUGUACAACUUCAUGUGCAACAGCAGUUGUGUGGGGGGCAUGAACCGGAGGCCCAUCCUCAUCAUCAUCACCCUGGAGACCCGGGACGGACAGGUGCUGGGCCGCAGGUCCUUCGAGGGCCGCAUCUGCGCCUGUCCCGGCCGAGACCGCAAGGCUGACGAGGACCACUACCGCGAGCAGCAGGCCCUGAGCGAGAGUGCGGCCAAGAACGGGGCUGGCAGCAAGCGCGCCUUCAAACAGAGCCCCCCAGCCGUCCCCGCCCUGGGCACCAACGUGAAGAAGAGGAGACACGGGGACGAGGAUGUGUACUACAUGCACGUGCGGGGCCGAGAGAACUUUGAGAUCCUGAUGAAGGUCAAGGAGAGCCUGGAGCUGAUGGAACUGGUGCCACAGCAGCUCGUGGACGCCUACCGGCAGCAGCAGCAGCAGCUUCAGAGGCCGAGCCACCUGCAGCCGGCGUCCUACGGGCCCGUCCUCUCGCCCAUGAACAAAGCGCACGGGGGUGUCAACAAACUGCCGUCCGUCAACCAGCUGGUGGGCCAGCCUCCCCCGCACGGCUCGGCGGCCGGGCCCAACCUGGGGCCCGUGGGCCCCGGGAUCCUCAACAACCACAGCCACGCCCUGCCAGCCAACGGCGAGAUGAACAGCGGCCACGGCGCCCAGUCCAUGGUCUCGGGGUCCCACUGCACCCCACCCCCCUACCACGCCGACCCCAGCCUGGUCAGUUUUUUAACAGGAUUGGGGUGUCCAAACUGCAUCGAGUAUUUCACCUCCCAAGGCUUACAGAACAUUUACCACCUGCAGAAUCUGACCAUAGAGGACCUCGGGGCCCUGAAGAUCCCGGACCAGUACCGGAUGACCAUCUGGAGGGGCCUGCAGGACCUGAAGCAGAGCCACGACUACGGCGCCCAGCAGCUGAUCCGCUCCAGCAGCAACGCGUCCGCCAUCGCCGUGGGCAGCUCCGGGGAGCUGCAGCGGCAGCGGGUCAUGGAGGCCGUGCACUUCCGCGUGCGCCACACCAUCACCAUCCCCAACCGCGGGGGCCCGGGGCCCGACGAGUGGGCGGACUUCGGCUUCGACCUCCCGGACUGCAAGUCCCGGAAACAGUCCAUCAAAGAGGAGUUCACGGAGAGCGAGAUCAACUGAGGGGCCGGGAGGGCGCGGCGGGGUCCCCGGGCAGCCUCGCGGGGUCCCCUCUUCCUCGUUUUCACAAACUGCCUCGGGAGGCAGGACCAGCAGGCUGUGCCGGGGGAGGGGGAGAGGCGAGGUCCACCCCGCGGCUCCCGGACAGCGGCUGGCGCGUCUGGACGCGAUCUGGGGGGGGGGGGAGGGUCGGCCCCCCGGAGCCAGCGCCUUCCCCACCUGCCCCGUCCGUGCGUCCUCCUCUGGGCUCUGCGGCUCCCAAGCGAGAUGCUCCGGGGACACAAGGAUCGCCUCCGCUGACGGACUGACAAAAAGUAUUUUUCGAUGUCUUUUGUUUCCUGGCAACGAGCGGCCCCGUGAUUGUGACCUAAAACACGUUUAUUUGGGGGUCAGCGCUCCAGACCCUGUCUCUGCCGAGGCGGGGUCCCUCUGCUGGACUUGAGGGUCCGUCUACCCCUCACACUUCAAACCUACUGCUACCUUCCACUUCCCGCCCCAAAACGAGAACCGGAAUUUCCCCGGACUUGGAGCCGACUGGGGAGGAGGGUGUCUCUCCUUGGAGGCAAGGAAACUUCUGGUCAGUUGCCACCAGCCAACACCCGAGCCAACACCACCGGCCACGGCCAGAGCUCUCCAGUGAGCUGCUCCGCACAGACACGGACAGCAUGCUCCUUAGACUACUGGAAAUUGUCAAUAUUUGAUAAAAAGAUACCCUUUGUACUUGGUGGGUCAGCUUUUUUUUUUUUUUCUUUCAUUCCUAACAUUCCCUUCAGGGUUCAACCUGGCGGGCAUUCCUGGCAUCCCCGGGUCUGUCUAAACAAGCAGGACUAAGAAAGCAGAGGGCAAGCCAGGCAGGGGCCGGCGGCUGGAUAGGAAUAUGGAAGAACGGGGCAGGUCCGGCCACUGUUUGGCUGGGAGGCUCUCCACUUGGGACACUUCCAGUCUGGUGGCUACUGUGGCUAGUUGGGGGUAGGGCUGUGGGUUGCCUUUCUCGGGGAGAGCCCCUCCAGCGGGGAGGGAGAAGUUGGCAGGAAGGUGCACCUGUUGGGGGCUUGGAGGGAGGCGGGGGCAGGGAUGUGGCCGGUUUCAUUUGUAAGGAACCUCCUGAGCCUUUGUGGCCAGAACCCUGGCAGACCCAGCGCACUGCCCAGGGCAGGAGACAGGACAGGAGAGACGUGGGCGAUGGGUAAUGAGGCCAACACCCCCGGUGGGAUAAAGGGAAGCCCGCCUGAUGUGUGAGCCGAGACAAGCCUUGGGUGCGGCCACACGGCACUUCCCAAGCACAGCCGGGGGAAGCCUCCAGGCCAGGGGAGGGUGUAGACGCAGCCCUAAUCGUCCUUUGGGUCUGUUCUCUUUGCCAUAAACCACCCAGAAGAUGCCUCCCUCCCGGGGAAGGCAGGACGGACUCUCUUCAGGCUGCGUGUUCAGAGGUGUCCCCUGGGAGCGGGAGCACCGUCCCCCUCCAUGCUGAGCCCAGACCGCGUUAACACGCCAGCUUCUUUCUUAGCUGUCCCCACUGGGAAGACGGCGGCCGGUGUUCCUUGUUUCACAGUGUUUCUCAGAGACUGGCCAGCAGGGGGAGGGAGCCCCACAGGCUCUGAGCCCAUCCCGACUCCCUGAAGGAGCCCGGAGCCAGCUCCGUCCCAAGCUCGCUCUCCGGCCGUCUCCAGACAAGACUUCAUCUUGGAAAGUCACGCCUGUACAUGUCUACGGUCUACACUUACGUGAAAGCGCGGUGUGUGCACACAGGAGUGCCUGCGUCUGGGGUAACGCGGCCAUCCUCCCCCUCCACUGAGCACUCUCUGGGGAACCACCUUCCGGGGUGUCAGAGCCCCCCCUCGGGCCCUAACCUCCUGCCAGGGCUCCGGGGCCAUGGGACCAGCUCAUUCCAACAGGCAGCAGGCUCUGCUCACCAGAAGGGGUGUCUGUGCCCACAGGGACCUGCAGUCCCCCCAGGGUACACCCCUACUGCACUCACAGGAGACGUGGACUCGGGACUACGGCGGGUGCGUGUGGCUGCCCCUGCCCCCCAUCCCCCGUUUCCUCACACCCCCUUCCCCUGAGGCUGGGGAAGGAAGUACACUGCGCGUGCCAUUUCACAGAUGAGGAAACUGAGGCUAAGUCUGGGGUCUCAGGCAUCACAGCUGGGCUGGAGUCUGGCACUUGCUCCAGUGGCCAUAUGCCUGAGCCCCCCCACCGUGUGCCCCCUUGUCCCACCUCAGGAGUUGGGGACCCGUCCCUCAACUCGCUGGGGUCCAUGAACCUGGGCGCAGGCCCAGGCGUCCCGUGGCUCUGUCUGCUCCUGGAGGCCAGAGUCCGGUAAAGGAAUGCCACAGCCCACCCCCCACCCCAACCUGUGUGCCCCAGAGAGGGUCAGCGCGGGGCAGGAGGGGCCCCAGCUGCACCGGUGCUCGCCAGACCCCACACACGGUCCUGGAGCCUUUCUCCCACUGUGCUGGGGGAGGGGCACCUUGGGAGAGCAAAGCCAAGAACUCACGGCAUGGAGGAGAAGCUGUGUGUGCUUAGAGGAAAACGCAGAUCGAUCGAUGGGAGUCACCAUCCCUGGGUUCCAAACUCUGGUUCUACAAAACUCAAAGCUUCAGAGAAAAUAAACCUUUAAGGUGUGAAGAGGUGGGAGGGACGCUCUCUCUCGCAGGGGAGCAUUCUGGAGAGUGGGGUGGACCUCUCUUCAACACCGACACCAGCCACUCUGGGGCGAGAAAGCGCGCCGUUCCCCCCCCCCCCCCCCCGCCUGCCCCAGGGCCCCAGUGUACGACCACCAGGGACAGGCCAGGGUGUCAGGUCAGUCGCAGACUGCCGCGUCUCUCUCCCAUAGGCUAAAGCACUUUAGCGCUUUAAGGCUAAAACAAAAACA